AUGCACUGGCUGAUACCGCUCGUCUCUCACUCGGCCUCGUGCGCGUAUGGCAUACUGGGACGGAGCAUCACGCCCGUAGCUUUAGCAGUCAGCAUUGCUUUGGUGACCGCGCAAUCCUUCCAUCACUGGGGAGGUUUCUACAUCACCUUCGCUACCUUCUUCCUGACCAGCAAUGGCCUCACCAUCAUCUCACGUUAUACUGGAACCUCAUCUUUAAUCAAAGCGAAAACUCCUCGCAAUGCAGUUUAUCUUCUCGCCACCGCUCUGUUGCCGGCGGUCUUGGUUCUUGCACAUCAAUACUACCUGACACAGCGGCUGAAGGUCGUCAAAUGGUUCCUCAUCGAGAGAGCACCUGGCGGUUGUCUACCAAUUCCCUCUCGAACAAUCUACGAGCCGUGGAUUUACAAAUUCCACGAUGCCAUUGGAAACAACCUACCUUGGGGGAUUGUGGCCAUUUACGCCAUUGCGAUGUCGACCACUUUCAGCAACAGCCUCGGCAGUCCUAAAGCUCUUUCGAUCACCAACAUUUUGUUCGGCUCUCUAGGGGCUUUGCUCAUUGGCUUCACCGCGGCAUACUCGCUGCCAAUGUGUGAUGGGACGGUUGAGAGCGCUGAGCAUGUCACAGCAAGUGUUGACCGUGGGCCAGAAUGGGGCGAGCGAACGCCUAUGGAAUGGUCUAUUCAGGCACGGUAUCGCAUCUUUCCUGCUGCGAUCGCUGUGAUAGGAAUACUUGGUGUUUUGCUCGAGCAUGGUAUCACCAAAGGGCUCGUAGCAAGUACUAGUAAAAGUCCAAAGCCCAGUGAGGGUAAUGGGAAUGUGAAGAAGGGCAAGCAAGGAGCGAAGGCAUAUGUGCAAAGGGGAUCAGAUGGCAAUGAGCAUCUGGCGACCUUCUUGAUGAGCCUGGUCGUGACUCUGACGGUGGUAUUGGGUAUGGCGGUUUGGAGCUAUGUCGGAGCCAUGCCAAGGGGUGAAGACGCACCAGGGUUUCCGGGGUUCAGCUGA
Zasmidium cellare ATCC 36951 is the source of this 1002-nucleotide messenger RNA. RefSeq lists its product as uncharacterized. NCBI's taxonomy places the organism in Eukaryota, Fungi, Ascomycota, Dothideomycetes, Mycosphaerellales, Mycosphaerellaceae. Bases 1 to 1002 code for a protein of 333 amino acids. The record is from RefSeq and is a predicted model, not a curated record. The transcript has a single exon.